Messenger RNA from Vespula vulgaris, 2954 nucleotides. RefSeq names its product DNA ligase 1 (gene DNAlig1). Gene Ontology annotation, cellular component: nucleus; mitochondrion. Gene Ontology annotation, biological process: Okazaki fragment processing involved in mitotic DNA replication; lagging strand elongation; DNA recombination. The record is from RefSeq and is a predicted model, not a curated record. The transcript has 17 exons. NCBI's taxonomy places the organism in Eukaryota, Metazoa, Arthropoda, Insecta, Hymenoptera, Vespidae. Gene Ontology annotation, molecular function: ATP binding; DNA binding; DNA ligase (ATP) activity. The coding region runs from base 152 to 2785 and encodes 877 amino acids.
CAUUCACAUUUAGAUAAAAAAUAUUUAUUAUUGUUUAUGAAUAAACAUAUGCAAUUUGUAUUUAUUAAAUAUUUCAUAUGCGUUGAUGUUUUGAGAAAUGAGAUUCCACGUCGCCAUGUUUUAUUUUGUUUUGGUUAAAUAAGGCGCGGAAAUGAUACAACGAAGCAUAACAUCAUUUUUUACAAAAAAAAAUACAGACAACAGUGAGGAUAAUUUAAGUAAUACUAGUGUCAAACAUGCAAAAGAGUUAAGUUCUGGAAAAGGAAAAGAAAAAGGAAAACGAAAACGACAAGACAGUCCAAAUAACAAAAAUUCAACUAGAUCUCCUGAAUCAAUUACUAAAAAUGAGGAUCAAGAAGAUGCAAAUAAUUCAAUGCAAGAAAGAAAAAAAAAUAAAAAAUCUAAUACACCUAAAAAAGCUACUAAAAAAUCGAUAAAAGUAAAAGAACAGCAAUUAGAUUCAAGUGCAGAGUUGGAAUCAAGUAUUGUGCAAGAAUCCACAAAAUCUAUAAAGAAAAAUGAGAAAGAAGAAAAUAAAGUUUUAGGAGUGUUUCAAUUAGAUAAUUCUAAGAAUAAUGAAAGUUAUGAAUCUUCAAUAGAUAGUUCAGACGAAGGAGAUCACGAAGAAAAAAAAAAUAUUUCUGGAAAAAAAUCUGAUACUGAAUCAAAUACUGAAUCAAGUGAUUCAGAAAGUGAAAGAGAAGUUUUGAAACGAUCUAAAAUUACCAAAAAAACUAAUAAGAAGAAUAAUUUCUUUGCACCUAAAGAAAAUAAAUCUCCCAAAUCUAAUAAGGAGGACAACAAAACAUCUACUGUUGACCUUUACGAUCCAAGUGCACCUAAGUAUCAUCCAAUAAAUGAUGCUUGUUGGAAAAAAGGUGAAAUGGUACCAUAUAUUGCAUUAACUAGAACUUUGGAAUUGAUAGAAGAGACAAGUGCCAGAUUAAAAAUAAUUGACAUAUUAUCAAAUUACUUUCGUUCCGUUAUAGUUUUAAGUCCAAACGAUUUAUUACCAAGUAUAUAUUUAUGUUUGAAUCAAUUAGCACCUGCAUACGAAGGUAUUAUUCUAGGAGUGGCAGAAACGAAUCUUUUGAAGGCAAUAGCACAGUGUACUGGUCGAACACUGGCUCAAUUAAAAGUAGAUGUACAAAAUGUUGGUGAUAUUGGCAUUGUGGCUGAAGGAAGUCGUUCAAACCAGAGAACUAUGUUCCAACCAGCACCACUUACAGUGUCGCGUGUAUAUACAACCUUGAAAGAAAUCGCACAAAUGAUAGGUCAUUCAUCUCUUUCCAAGAAAUUAGAUAAAAUUCAGACCCUUUUUGUUGCAUGUCGUUUCACUGAAGCUAGAUACUUUAUUAGAUCUUUAGCUGGCAAGUUACGAGUCGGUUUGGCAGAGCAAUCUCUUUUGCAGGCAUUGGCAUUAGCAUGUACUAAGACACCACCUGAGCAGAAUUAUCCAUUUAAAACUUUAAAUGUCAGUAAAAAUAUGUCACGUGAAAAUUUCAAACAAAAAUAUGAUGAAAUUGCUCUUGUAAUCAAAACUACCUACUGUGAAUGUCCUAAUUAUGAUCUAAUCAUACCAGUAUUACUAAAAGAAGGGGUUCAGUCUCUACCAGAAAGAUGUAAAAUUACUCCAGGAGUACCUAUUAAACCUAUGCUGGCACAUCCUACAAAGGGAGUCCAAGAAGUUUUAACGCGAUUUGAAGGCUUAAAGUUUACAUGCGAGUGGAAAUACGACGGUGAAAGAGCACAGAUUCAUCUGAAGGACAAUGGUGAAAUUAGUAUUUACAGUAGAAAUCAAGAAAAUAAUACUUCCAAGUAUCCUGAUAUAAUUGCGCGUUUCAAAAAUACACGAAAAGAUAAUGUUACUAAUUGUAUUCUCGACUGUGAAUCAGUAGCCUGGGAUAAGGAAAAUAAACAAAUUCUUCCAUUCCAAGUAUUGAGUACCCGUAAACGCAAAGAUGCUAACGAAGCAGAUAUCAAAGUACAAGUCUGUGUAUUUAUGUUCGACUUAUUAUAUUUAAACAAUGAAUCUCUCGUUCAAAAACCAUUUUUAGAACGUCGUCAGCUUUUAAAAGAAUAUUUCAUGGAAGUAGAGGGAGAAUGGAAAUUUGCUACAAACUUAGAUACUUCAAAGAUAGAAGAAGUUCAAGACUUUUUGGAAGAAUCUGUAAAAGGAAAUUGUGAAGGGUUAAUGGUUAAAACAUUAGAAAAAGAAGCAACGUAUGAAAUUGCUAAACGGUCUCGAAAUUGGUUGAAAUUGAAGAAAGAUUAUUUAGAUGGAAUGGGUGAUACAUUAGAUUUAGUAGUAAUUGGUGGAUAUAUUGGGAAAGGAAAGAGAACUGGUACUUAUGGAGGUUUUCUUUUGGCUUGCUAUGAUAAAGAAAAUGAGGAGUAUCAGAGUUUGUGUAAAAUUGGAACUGGAUUUAGCGAAGAAGAUCUUCAAAAGCAUACGCAAUUUUUCAAAGAACAUUUGAUAUCACAAUCGAAGUCGUAUUAUCGUUUCGAUUCAAGUCACGAACCGGAUCAUUGGUUCGAACCUAUUCAAGUUUGGGAAAUAAAAUGUGCAGAUCUUUCUUUGUCACCUGUCCAUAGAGCUGCUAUCGGAAUUGUCGAUUCGGAAAAAGGCAUAUCAGUACGAUUCCCACGAUUUAUACGUGUACGUGAUGAUAAGAAUUGUGAAGAUGCUACAACUGCACAGCAAGUGGCAGAGAUGUACAACAACCAAGAACAGAUAAAAAAUAAAACGACAGAUGCUAAAACAACAGAAGAAGAUUUUUAUUAAAUAUUAAAGAAUUUUAUUCUUAAUAACAAAUCAUUACAUAUUUCUUUAUUAUUUGACUCUUAUAUUUCAAUCAUUACUACAUGAACAAUGUGAAUAUAUUAAUGAGAAAUCAUUUUUUACUACACUAUUUGGCUAUUUUACUAUAAACAUAAGAUAAAAUGCAGAUAAA